Paramisgurnus dabryanus is the source of this 1101-nucleotide messenger RNA. Its product is annotated as lysosomal membrane ascorbate-dependent ferrireductase CYB561A3. Gene Ontology annotation, molecular function: oxidoreductase activity. Gene Ontology annotation, cellular component: lysosomal membrane. NCBI's taxonomy places the organism in Eukaryota, Metazoa, Chordata, Actinopteri, Cypriniformes, Cobitidae. The record is from RefSeq and is a predicted model, not a curated record.
AUAAGAGAGACUGAGAGACAGAUCAGUCACAUUUACUGAAUGACUGCAAUCUGAAAAACAUGAUGCAUUUGCGAGUAUCCUUCAAUGUGCUCUACAUACUUAGUAUGUGUCUAGGGUUUUUGUGUGUGAUGUUUGUGUGUCUAUGGAGUGGGACCUGGAGAGGAGGUUUUGCCUGGGAUGGCUCUUUUCUGCAAUUUAACUGGCACCCUGUGCUGAUGGUGACAAGUCUGGUGGUACUGUAUGGAAACGCUGUACUCCUGUACCGGGUUCCUCUCCCCUGGAGCAAAUGGUGGCGCAAAGUGGCUCAUGCAGGGCUGCUGCUGGUUGCAGUUGUGCUCUGUUUGUUAGGCGUGAGCGCUGCUUUUGAUUUUCACAGUGCCAACAACAUCCCUCACCUGUAUUCCCUACACAGCUGGACUGGGAUCGUAACAGUGGCCCUGUUCACUUUACAGUGGUCUGUUGGUUUGGGUGCAUUUUUAUUGCCCUGGACUCCUUUGGCAUUUAAAAGCUUUUUGAAACCUAUUCAUGUCUGGAUGGGCAUGGCUAUUUUUAUCCUGGGUCUUAUCUCCAGCCUGUCAGGGAUCAAUGAGAAACUACUCCUAACUUUAGUUGGGGGAAAUGGGAGCAAUACCGAACCAUAUAAUGCGUUGCCUGCUGAAGCUCUGUUUGCAAACUCAUUAGGUAUUUUGGUUGCUAUGUUUGGGUUGGUGGUGUUGAAAAUUCUGUUCAGUAAGGAAUGGAACAAUACAGAGUUUGAGCAAGAGAGUGACAGGCCUUUGCUGGCAGAUGCAAGAUGAAGACAGAAGCAAACAAAAAAAUAUAUGUUUUGCACAACAUCACAGUUCAACAUGCAAAUCACUUUUGAAUCUUGAAUUUUCCUGACAAUACAGUUUCUAGUGCAAGUUUUGGUUGAUAUUACUCUUGUGUCAGUGAGGUGAUAAGUGUCUGUUCAGCUAUUUUAUACUUUAUUUUAUCCUCAAAUCCUGAACUUCUUGUAAUGAGCUGUUUGAAAUGUAAUAGUCUUAUCAAUGUUGGACCUCAUGUGGUUAAAAAGAGAAUUGCACAAACACUCACUAAAUAAAGUUGCAUAUUUGGUUGUAA